Messenger RNA from Lolium rigidum, 940 nucleotides. RefSeq lists its product as uncharacterized. NCBI's taxonomy places the organism in Eukaryota, Viridiplantae, Streptophyta, Magnoliopsida, Poales, Poaceae. The transcript is spliced from 5 exons. The coding region runs from base 38 to 787 and encodes 249 amino acids. The record is from RefSeq and is a predicted model, not a curated record.
CCGCGCCUGAACAAGGCCACUACACCCGCCGCCGCCGAUGAGCUUUCUCGCGGGGCGCCUCGCCGCUCAGGAGGGCGCCUACUUCCUCCAGGAGUCCAAGCUCGCCGCCGGCCGCCUCGCGCAGAAGCUCCCCGCAUCCAAGCUUGAGCCCCGGCCGGCGUCCCCGCCGCCGCCGUCGCCCGACGUGCUCCCCGAGAUCCUCCGCCACUCGAUUCCCAUCAGGCCGACGCCGCCUCCGUCCGACCCCUCGCUCUAUGGGUCCACCCGCUGGGCCCUCCCACCGGGCGGCGCCGAGGCUGUCGGCGUGUCCCCCGACGUGCUCAACCCGCUCAGCUCGUACGUCUCGCUGCCGCAGGCCACCUUCGGCCCCAAAAGAUGGCAACUUCCAAAUGAACAGACUUACUUCUCGUCAUCAACCGCCAAUGAGCGCCGGCGUGAUAUGCAUCCUCCUCCCAUGGACCCUGAGAAGUUGAAGGCUGUAAUUGCUGGAUACUCUCAGGUUGGAAAAGCGUUUCUUGCUGGGACUAUAUUGGUGUUUGGAGGAGCGACAGCUGUGCUGCUGUACACGGCGAAUAAACUACAGUUGCAUUCAAUAGAAGAUGUCAGAGCUAAAGGAAAAGAUGCAGCGCAACCACACGCUGAUAUGAUUAAAGAACAAAUAGCUCCACUAAGGAAAUGGGCUGAAGACACAUCCCGAAAAUGGCAUUACGAAGGCGAGUCCAAGGAGAAGUCUGUCCUUGUAAGAGAGCUUUCCAGAGCACUUGGUGCUAAGACGCGGCCGAAUUGAUCGAUACUGACGGCUGGUUGUUGUUGUAACCUGUAAGUCCAGUAUUAUAAAGCUCCUCAAUUGCUUUACGCUUUUACCUUGUAAAUAUGUGUAAGACUACAAUGUACAUAUGUUACCCCCUAUGCUAAAAUAAAUCAGAGUCCAUUUUGAUCU